Molecule: messenger RNA, 892 nt
Organism: Salvia splendens (bonfire salvia)
Lineage: Eukaryota; Viridiplantae; Streptophyta; Magnoliopsida; Lamiales; Lamiaceae
Product: 3-ketoacyl-CoA synthase 6
Exons: 2
Biological process (GO): fatty acid biosynthetic process
Cellular component (GO): membrane
Molecular function (GO): acyltransferase activity, transferring groups other than amino-acyl groups
Source: RefSeq, a predicted model, not a curated record
UUUGUUAGAGCCGCUGGCAUAACCGCAGUGGACCUCGCUGACGACCUCUUGAAAGCCUACCCAAGCUCGUACGCCUUGAUAGUCAGCACAGAGGUUGUCAGCUUCACCUGGUAUGGCGGGAACGAGCUGGACAUGCUGCUCCCCAACUGCUUCUUCCGGAUGGGGGCCGCCGCCGUGCUGCUCUCCAACAACCGCCUUGAGCGGUGGCGGUCAAAAUAUCAACUAAACCAUGUGGUACGGACGCACAAAGGAAUGGACGACCGGAGCUAUAGGAGCAUACAGCUCAAGGAAGACGCGGGAGGAAAGCAAGGGUUGUCAGUGAGCAAAGAUGUGGUGGAAGUGGGAGGGCAUGCUCCCAAGGCCAACAUUACCACACUAGGGCCACUGGUGCUGCCUGUUUCCGAGCAGUUACAUUUUUUCAAGUCGCUGGUGUGGAAGAAGAGCAGCUCGUCCAAGCCCUACAUCCCCGACUACAAGCUGGCGUUCGAGCACGUGUGCAUACUGGCGACGAGCAGGAAAGCACUAGACGAGAUGCAGAAGAACCUGGACCUUACAGACGAGUACAUGGAGGCGUCAAGAAAGAUGUUGGAGCGGUUUGGAAACACGUCGAGCAGCAGCAUCUGGUAUGAGCUAGCUUACUUGGAAGCCAAGAGCAAGAUCAAGUGUAACAGUGCUGUAUGGAAAGCUAUCAGAACUGUUAAGCAUCGCAACAGAAACCCAUGGAAGGAGAAUUGAACUAUCAAUUUACAAGGCAGCAUCAUAUAAUCUAUCUACUUAGAUAAAAAACAUUCAAUAAACUUAAUUAAUUUCAUGGAUAGUGGUAUGAGUUUACUGCCCACUCUAGUUUCUGAUUGUAAAACUUUCAUUAUUGAAGUUAAUUUUUCAGUCUUAA